This is a messenger RNA of Penicillium paradoxum, 408 nucleotides long. Its product is annotated as DNA-binding protein. Gene Ontology annotation, cellular component: cytosol; nucleus. Gene Ontology annotation, molecular function: DNA binding. The record is from RefSeq and is a predicted model, not a curated record. The coding region runs from base 1 to 408 and encodes 135 amino acids. NCBI's taxonomy places the organism in Eukaryota, Fungi, Ascomycota, Eurotiomycetes, Eurotiales, Aspergillaceae. The transcript is spliced from 4 exons.
AUGGCAGACGCAGAUCUAGAAGAGAUCCGACGCGCUCGUCUCGCGCAACUCCAGCAACAACAGGGACCCCGUGGAGGUGGUCAGGAUGGUGGUGAACAGGCACAGCAGCGGAGACAAGCUGAGGCCGAGCAACGCGCUUCGAUAUUGAUGCAAAUCCUCGACCCCGCCGCUGCCGAUCGUCUGGGCCGCAUCCGUAUGGUUAAGGAGUCCCGCGCAACCGAUAUCGAGAACCGUCUUAUCAUGCUCGCUCAAAGCGGACAGCUGCGACAAAAGGUGACCGAGGAGCAGCUCAAGGAGUUGCUGGGAGCUGUUGCAGAGAACCAGCGCAAAGAGGAGGAGGAGCAGAAAAUUGUUAUCUCUCGCCGCAAAGGUGGCUGGGAUGAUGAUGACGAUCUGUUGGACCUGUAA